This is a messenger RNA of Wyeomyia smithii (pitcher-plant mosquito), 1817 nucleotides long. Its product is annotated as selenoprotein H-like. Lineage: Eukaryota; Metazoa; Arthropoda; Insecta; Diptera; Culicidae. Gene Ontology annotation, cellular component: Golgi apparatus. The record is from RefSeq and is a predicted model, not a curated record. The transcript is spliced from 2 exons.
AGGUCGCGUCUUGUUUUAGAUAUCGAUAACUUUGAAUAUCGAUGUGUUACAAGCUUACAAGGAUAAUGGCGCGCAUUUUAGUGUAGUGCGUAUUAAAGGAAUUCAAUUUGCUGUUUCUUCCCUACAAAUUAUAUAUUUAAACAUGGCAUCUCGUGCCAAGAGAGGUGCUGCAAAGUCUACUGUGGAACCUGUUCCAGUAAAAAAACGUGCUUCAAAAGAACCGCCAGCAGAGAACGGUGCAACCAUUUUCAUCGAACACUGCAAAUCAUGACAAGUGUUCAAGCGCAAGGCUGCACAAGUAUACGAAGAGUUGUGCGAGCUUGCGCCGGGACAAUUGUCCGGAUUAGUGCUGAAUGAAGGUGAGAAACCGCGUCGAGGUGCAUUUGAGAUUUCCGUGGCCAAAACAAAAGAUGCGGAAAAAGUUCUGGUGUGGUCCGGUUUGAAGAAAGGACCUCCUAGGAAGGAUAAAUUUCCAGAGGCGAAACAGAUACUUUCCGAUGUGCUUAAAGUCGUGAAUUAGUUUAUAUUGUACAAUUAAGCAGCUGGAUAUUUCAGCAAUUCUUUAAUUCUUCCGAUAGUUAUCUAGAAUUUGCCGUAUGACGAUGCAAAUUUAAACCUGAAAUGGAAAUUUGCGUGUGAAGUUUGCAAGUUUUAGUACAACAUUAAAGAAGUUUCGGGAAUGAUGAGCACAGUACAGAUACUAAAAUAAAAGACUUGUUUCACCUAGCUUUUUUCUUCUAUACUGAGCAAAAGAAACUUAUCGUAGAACGUAAUCUUCAGGGUAAUCCAUAAUUUUGGGGAAGUUUUUGACCUGCUCCUGGUCAAUCAAGUCCAAUCGUUCCGGCACUCGCCUUGGUUGACGUAUUUGAUUGGUAACAUUCUCUAAAAUUUCCUUCGAAACGUUAGCAUCCUUAAAAAGGUGCAGUCUCUGCAUUGUAUGCCUUCGCUGAAGAUUUCCGUGCAUCGCUCGGUAAAUAGCUUUUUUCAUUAUCUGUAAAAAGAGAACGAGGAUUUGAGCAUUGUCAAAAUUUCGAUAUUGCGAGGUUAUACUGAUUAUAAAUGUUAAUUUCUUACAAUAGUAGGAUCUUUCUCAUGCAGUUCCCAAGCCAACGUCCAGGAAGCUCCGCCAGCAUAUCCAGUAUGAUGAAAAUAGACACGUUUUUUCCACUCGUCGCCCGGCAAUGCAAUGUCCGCAGUGUUGAUUACUACUACAUGAUCACCACAAUCAUCUAUGGAUGAGAUUAAUUACGUGUUGUUUAUGUAGCGUUUGUUUCCAAAUACCCAAUAGUAAACUCUAUAUCUUCCAUUGCAUGUCAACAGCAUAUUAGCAAAUUUUAUUUUUAUGUAUCCGGAUUUAGUGAAAAAAGUGUUAUAUUUUCGAAUAAGCUAAAUUAAGAAGUGUUCGAAUUUGGAAUGAAUGUUUUCCCUCGCACGAAUUUGAUACGGUCGUCAGCAAUAUAAGUGUAUAUGUAACUUACUCAUAGGAUGAUAUAUUGGUUUAUGCAGUCCCAUCAAAUGUUUUCGAAUCAAACUUGCAGAUUCAAACGGGUUUUGCCAGGUGCAAUCGUAGAUAUGCCAGACACGAGCAAACGUUGCCCAUUGCUGGAAAUAAAAUUUAUGUAAUCGAUAACUAAAAACAACUGUUUGAACUAACUUACUUGAACCCUUUUUAUUGCCGACAUUUAGGAAAAAGUGACUUUUUACCAGCUGUAUGUUUCUUAUUACCCUCUAUAUUGGAUAAUCUAACAACCAAACAUCAUGUAUUAACUUAAAAACAAUAAUGUAAACGCACGUGAAAGGAAGAUCUACUGCUAAAA